Messenger RNA from Aspergillus clavatus NRRL 1, 1386 nucleotides. Its product is annotated as putative dihydrolipoamide succinyltransferase. Gene Ontology annotation, cellular component: oxoglutarate dehydrogenase complex. Gene Ontology annotation, molecular function: dihydrolipoyllysine-residue succinyltransferase activity. Lineage: Eukaryota; Fungi; Ascomycota; Eurotiomycetes; Eurotiales; Aspergillaceae. The record is from RefSeq and is a predicted model, not a curated record. The transcript has 11 exons. Gene Ontology annotation, biological process: tricarboxylic acid cycle. The coding region runs from base 1 to 1386 and encodes 461 amino acids.
AUGGCUUCUAGGUUGCCCUUUCAUCGUCUCUCAGCGCUCCAGCUGAGGACUGUUCCUCGAACUGCGCAGAGCUCUCGUAUGCUUUGUAUUGGUGCUCGCAGAAGCAUCACCUCGAAUGCGCUCAGAAAGCUCCGACCAGACGCGGUCUUGCUGCAAGCUCCAAUCCAUUGCUCCGAUGUGUCUCAAUAUGGUCUCACUCGCCUAGGAGGCUAUCAAGUCAGAACCUAUGCUGAUACCAUAGUGAAGGUUCCUCAAAUGGCAGAAUCAAUCACCGAGGGUACCUUGAAGCAAUUCUCGAAACAGGUUGGCGACUACGUUGAGCGGGAUGAAGAAAUCGCCACCAUUGAGACAGACAAGAUUGACGUAUCGGUCAAUGCUCCUGAAUCCGGAACUAUCAAAGAGCUCCUUGUGAACGAAGAAGAUACUGUGACGGUCGGGCAGGACCUCGUCAAAUUGGAAUUGGGUGGCGCCCCGGAACAAAAGACUGAGGCGGCGACCGAAAAACCAAAGGAGCCCGCAGAUGUUGAGAGGCGCCCGUCUCCUGAAGCUCACGAGCCCAAGACCCCGGAGACCCCGAACGCCCCUUCACCUUCUGAGGAAAAACCCACUGCCCCGAAGCCACAGCCCAAGGCCGCAAAAGCGGAGACUCCUUCUGAGACUAAGCCGAGCCUUGGAAACCGCGAAGAACGUAGGGUCAAGAUGAACAGAAUGAGAUUGAGGAUCGCUGAACGCUUGAAGCAGUCUCAGAAUACAGCCGCGUCUCUCACCACGUUCAAUGAAGUUGACAUGUCAUCUCUCAUGGAAUUCCGAAAACUCUACAAGGAUGAGGUGCUGAAAAAGACUGGAGUCAAGCUUGGAUUCAUGAGCGCCUUCUCUCGUGCCUGCGUGUUGGCUAUGAAGGAUGUUCCCGCCGUCAAUGCGUCGAUCGAGGGCCCCAACGGCGGUGACACUAUCGUUUACCGUGACUACGUUGAUAUAAGCGUGGCCGUCGCUACCGAAAAGGGACUUGUGACCCCUGUUGUCCGUAAUACUGAGACCAUGGAUUUGAUUGAUAUUGAAAAGGCUAUCGCAGACCUUGGCAAGAAAGCGCGUGAUAACAAAUUGACAAUUGAGGAUAUGGCCGGUGGCACUUUCACCAUUAGCAAUGGUGGCGUUUUCGGAUCUUUGAUGGGCACUCCCAUUAUCAAUUUACCCCAGACAGCUGUCCUCGGACUUCAUGCAAUCAAGGAUCGGCCAGCAGUUGUGAACGGCAAGGUCGAAGUUCGUCCGAUGAUGUACCUUGCUUUGACAUACGAUCACAGACUUCUGGAUGGACGAGAGGCAGUUACAUUCCUUGUCAAGGUCAAGGAAUAUAUUGAAGAUCCUCGCCGCAUGUUGCUCGGCUAG